AUGCCUUAUUAUUGCACAGUGCCGCGAUGCACGUCCAUGGCUGGCAAAGCGAAGAAUGUUUCUUUUCAUCAGUUCCCUCGAGAUGAAGAACUUGCGAAACUGUGGAAUGAUAUUUUAAGACGAGGGAAACCUUAUACAAAAUAUUCUAAAGUGUGCAGUCUACAUUUUAAACCCGAGGAUUAUACUAUAACCAGCGCCGGAAAAAAUAAAGGCCAGUGGAGAACUCUGCGCAAAGAUGCAAUCCCAUCACAAAACUUACCUUCAGACACACCAGCACCAUAUCAAAGAAAACAGUCAAGUGCCUGGAUGAGUAAUGUCCCGAAUAAUGUACCAACUUUAGAUCCGCAGGUACAACAGCAACUCGCACAGGCAAUCUACAUGAAUACCAUGCUCGCCAUGCAAGCUGCAGGAGUGACAGUUCCAUUAAACCUCAACGCUUUAUGCAACGGUCUCCAACCACCAUCCACCCAAGACCAACCAGAAAGCCUUACCACACAGACAUCACCACCACAAAAUGAAUCAGCAGAAACGGACCAUGAGAAAGACACUCACAGUUUACAACAAGAGGAACUGCACCUUAACCAAAAGACUACAGAUAAUAUGAGUUCUUACCAGUGUAAUGAUUGUUCCAAGUGUUUCAAAGACCCCGAUGUCUUCCUAUUACAUAAACGGUCACAUAAAACAGACAAAAAUGGUGUUCAAACAGGUAAAGAAAAUUUUGAUCUGAAUACCCUCAAACCGGAGAUGCUAAAAUCAAAUCCAAUUUUGGCAAACCUGCUCAAGGAUACUGUAGAAAAAAAUAUUUUUAAUACUAAUAUAUUUGAGAAACAAUUAAUGGUAAGUUUUUCAAGUAUGGCAAGCUAUAUAGGUGGUGUUGCUAGCAAUAAUUAUGACAAUGAAUGUGAUAGUAGCAUAAGUGAUCAUUAUGAUGAUGAUAAUUUGGUGAUAGAUGAAAAUGUAGCUUAA
This is a messenger RNA of Arctia plantaginis, 966 nucleotides long. NCBI's taxonomy places the organism in Eukaryota, Metazoa, Arthropoda, Insecta, Lepidoptera, Erebidae. The record is from the annotation of a GenBank genome assembly.